Suillus subalutaceus is the source of this 710-nucleotide messenger RNA. RefSeq names its product ribosomal protein L36e. Lineage: Eukaryota; Fungi; Basidiomycota; Agaricomycetes; Boletales; Suillaceae. The record is from RefSeq and is a predicted model, not a curated record. Gene Ontology annotation, cellular component: cytosolic large ribosomal subunit; ribosome. The coding region runs from base 110 to 412 and encodes 100 amino acids. Gene Ontology annotation, molecular function: structural constituent of ribosome. The transcript is spliced from 4 exons. Gene Ontology annotation, biological process: cytoplasmic translation.
AAAGAAACUGUACAGUACCAUCAGCCACAAUUGAGCACACGUGACUCUUGGAAAGAGGCAGAUUUGGACGCCAGCAACAACCGCACAUCCUCAAGAUCUCGUCAAGAAAAUGGCACGAAGCAACUUGCGCCAGGGCCUAAACAAGGGCUAUCCCACUACUGCCAUUCCCAAGACCUCGCGCCCCAGCCACCGCAAGGGUAUUCAAUCAACAAAAAACAAGUUCGUGCGAUCUGUCGUGCGGGAAGUUUCUGGCUUUGCGCCAUAUGAGCGUCGGGUACUUGAGUUGUUGAGAAACGCCAAGGAUAAGAAGGCAAGAAAAUUGACGAAGAAACGACUUGGUACACUCCUUCGCGCAAAGCGCAAGUUGGAGGAGCUCGGUAACAUUAUACAGGAGAGCAGGAGAGCGCAUUGAGGGGUGAUUAUACUACUGCCUGCUACAAUUUCAUGUUAUGCUAUGACUCAGAUCUAUGCUUUGACGGUGACACCGGCGAGACUUGGUUCCGUACGGGCCCCGAUGAUUUGUCAUAAUGACUCAUCAUGUAUCAUGAAGUGAGUAAUAAGUCGGUCUUUGUCGGUGAUCAUCCAAUGCCUUGACAUCCCGGUGUACUUGCGCGUUACCUGCCGACGUCCAUAGAGGUUUAUCUGUGCGAUAGUUCUAUGUAGUUGAGUGAAUAAAAUACAAUAACCGACUGUUUUCGGGGAUUGCUCAU